This is a messenger RNA of Saccharomyces cerevisiae S288C, 237 nucleotides long. RefSeq lists its product as uncharacterized. Bases 1 to 237 code for a protein of 78 amino acids. Lineage: Eukaryota; Fungi; Ascomycota; Saccharomycetes; Saccharomycetales; Saccharomycetaceae. The record is from RefSeq and is marked reviewed. The transcript has a single exon.
AUGCAGGCAAACCAUUCCGUCAGUUACCUUUACGAAUCAAGUACUUCAAAGAGGUCAAAUGGGCUCUUUUCUCAAACACAAAAGCAAGGAAGUUUUCAAAAAGCUUUAAGUCAAACUCAGGAAGAAAUAGAAGAUGAAGACCUGAUGGUAGACCUCAACACAGGAUCUUUAACUCCCGUUAAGUUAAAAUAUUGGACUCAAAUGAGUGCUAUGACGGAAAAAUUUGGUAAACUGUGA